Dentiscutata heterogama is the source of this 2967-nucleotide messenger RNA. The record is from the annotation of a GenBank genome assembly. Lineage: Eukaryota; Fungi; Glomeromycota; Glomeromycetes; Diversisporales; Gigasporaceae.
AUGCCUUGCAUCUUUAAGUUUUCAUUAUUCACGACGACAAAGAAUGAUGAUAAAGGAUCGAAUUUACUAAAAUCCUCAACUACGAAAAGCAAAGAAUACGCGGAAACAUUAUUAUUGCCAAAGACAAAGUUUCCACUUAGGGCUGAUGCUGUAAACCGAGAGCAUUUGUUUCGUGAUAGGUGUACAAAAGAUUUGUAUGCUUGGCAGCUAAAGAAUAACCCAAAACCUUUAUUUAUUUUACAUGAUGGUCCACCUUAUGCCAAUGGAAAUUUGCAUAUAGGUCACGUGCUAAAUAAAAUUUUGAAAGAUAUAAUAAAUCGAUAUAAAAUAUUAAAGGGCCAUAAAGUCGCUUUUAUUCCAGGAUGGGAUUGUCAUGGAUUACCGAUAGAAUUAAAAGCUUUAUCAGAAUUGAAGAAUGUAGACAAAUCUUUCUUAACUCCCAUGCAAAUACGCCUUACGGCAAGAAAAUGCGCAUUAAGUACAAUAGAAAUUCAAAUGUCUGAAUUUAAGAGUUGGGCAAUUAUCGGUGAUUGGGAUAAUCCUUAUAAGACUCUUGGUUGGUAUAAGGAAUAUGAAGUUAGGCAGUUAAAACUAUUUCAUGAAAUGGCAAAAAAAGGAUACAUAUAUAGACAAAAUAAACCUGUUUAUUGGUCUCCAUCUUCAAGAACAGCUUUAGCUGAGGCUGAAUUAGAGUAUUACAAUGAUCAUAAAAGUCGAUCUGUUUAUGUGAAAUUUCCUUUGGUAAAAUCAUCAUUAAACUUACCGAAUUUAAACGACACUGAUAUUUACAUUUUGAUAUGGACAACAACUCCAUGGACGCUCCCGGCAAAUCGGGCAGUCGCAAUUAAUUCAAAAGUAGAAUACUCGAUUGUCAGCCCUGUCUUUGAUACUGAAUUUGUAAGUUGUAAAGAUUAUUAUAUUGUGGCAAAUAAUAUGAUUGAUGCAUUGCAAAAGAUCAUUGGAUCUGAAUUGAAUAUUAAAACCACUUUUGAAGGACACACCUUGAUCGGUACAAGUUACGAACAUCCAGUUACACAAGUACCAUACAAGAUAAUAGAUGCAGACCAUGUAACAUCUGACUCUGGAACUGUUCAUAUAGCACCAGGACAUGGAAUUGAAGAUUACGAGACAUGUAAAAAAUUAAAUAUUUCACCAUUUUGUCCCAUCGACGAUUUUGGAAAAUUUACUGCAGAAGUUGGUGAUCCUUCCUUUGAAGGAAAAGACGUAUUAAACGAUGGAACAAAUGCUAUAAUUAAUUAUUUGAAAGAAAACAAGUUGUUGGUGAAAGAACAUGAAAUUGUUCAUAAAUAUCCUUAUGAUUGGAGAACUAAAAAGCCUAUCAUUUUAAGAGCCACACCACAAUGGUUCAUUAACGUUGAAGCAUUUAAGCAGAAAGCCUUUUCAUCACUUGCGGAUAUCAAGAUCUUACCAGACAAUGCUCGAAAUCGCUUAGAAAUAUAUACAUUAUCACGUAACGAAUGGUGCAUAUCACGUCAGCGCUCUUGGGGUGUUCCUAUACCUGUUUUAUAUGACGUCGAAACGGAUGCACCGUUAUUCGCAGAGCCUUCUAUAGCUCAUAUUAUUGAAAUCGUGAAUCGUUUUGGAUCGGAUGCAUGGUGGGAGAUUGAUGAAAAAGAGUUGAUGGCGCCAGAGUAUAGGGACAAUGGUAUAAAAUAUCGACGAGGUAUGGAUACGAUGGAUGUGUGGUUCGACAGUGAUAUUUUUAUGUCAUUUUUCGAAUUAUUAAUUAGACCAGAUUCCAAUGCUGUCGCAGAUUUAUAUCUUGAAGGAACUGACCAGCAUCGUGGAUGGUUCACAUCAUCAUUAUUAACUUCUAUCGCUGUUAAUGAAACUGCACCAUUUUCUGCUGUUAUUACACAUGGAUUUGUUCUUGACGAAAAAGGACGUAAAAUGUCUAAAUCUUUGGGAAACGUAACUGAUCCGAAAACAAUAAUAAAUGGCGGAAAGAAUAAAGAAAAAGAACCAGCCUAUGGUGUGGAUGUAUUGAGACUUUGGGUUGCAUCUUCAGAUUAUACUAGAGAUGUUAGCAUUGGAAAAACUGUUAUGAGCCAAGUAGGUGAAAAUCUGAGAAAAUAUCGUAACACAGCUAGGUUCAUGUUGGGCAAUUUAAACAAUUUUGAUCAUGAACAAUUGGUAGCCUAUGAUGAUUUGAAAUCAAUUGAUAAAUACAUGUUGCAUGAAACUUAUCAAUUUGGAAAAGCUGUUGAAUCCAACUAUGAUGAUUUUUUAUUUAAUAAAGUCGUACAGGCAUUAAACAACUUUACAAACGUAUCACUAUCAGCAUUUUACUUCGAUAUUGUAAAAGACAGAUUAUAUGCUGACCAUGCACUAAGCAUUAGUCGAAGAAGUGUUCAGACUGUUUUGUAUCAUAUUCUUAAUGUAUAUACAAGAUCAUUAGCACCGAUGGUUCCACAUCUAGCAGAAGAAAUAUACGAGAAUUAUAAGAACAUUGAUCGUGAGCAAUUUGAUAGUAUAUUUAAACUAGGGUGGUAUAACAUGAAUAAGAAUUGGGAUAAUCGGGCGAUUCAAAAAGAGUGGAAUAUUUUGAAAACACUGAGAAAUGAAGUGAAUCAGCUAUUAGAGGUGGCUAGGAAAGAUAAAGUAAUUAAAAGUUCAUUAGAAGCUAACGUGGAGUUGUAUGUGACUUCAGAAUUAUACGAGUUACUAUCAAACCAUGCAACCUUAACUCCAAAUGUACUACCGCCUUCAUUUCUCAAUGAACCACUACAAGCCGCCAAUUCUAUAUAUAUCAGAAACGAUAAUGCAGAUGAUAUUGGCUACAUUAAAAACAUUAAUAAUAUAGAAAAUGUAAAAGGGACAUGUAAAAUUGUUAUAAGGCGAGCACAAAUGCAUAAGUGUCCAAGAUGUUGGAAUUAUGCUGCUAACGAAGAAGAAAGUUUGUGCCAAAGAUGUGAAGAAAUUUUAUCAACUAGAUCUAUUUAUUGA